AUGAGUAAUGUGUCUAGUACGCCUAGACGUAACUACCAAAGAUUAACAAAGUCUAAGGAACAUCUUGUGAACGAAACACCAGUUCGAAACACAAAUGUAGAUAAUAGUAUAAAAACACCGGUACGAACACCAAAACGGAAAAGUGCAAGCCUGAAUACUCAUUUCUAUGAAGAUGUGGAAACCGAGUUUUACCGAGUCUUUAGUGACGGAGGAAAACGUCGAAAACGCGAUGAUGAUUUGUCAUUUUUGUUCAGAGGAGCUUGCAACAACAUAGGAACCUCGACCGUGGGCAUGUACGGAGAGAUAUCCCACUCAAGCCUUAAGGUAGUUUGCAAAAAACUAGUUGAAUACGGCCUUGAUGAAAAGAGCGUGGUGCUAGAUUUGGGCAGUGGAAGAGGAGUUCCGAACUUUGUUUUCGCAGCAGACGCAAACACUUUCAGCUCAAUUGGAGUUGAGAAGUGUCCAAUAGCAUAUCUAAACUCAAUCAACAAUAUCUGCAUAUCAAUUUGUAAAGAUAUACAGAAAAUCAGGUCAAAACUUGACUUUGAGUCUGAAGUGAGUACCACUGACAAAAAUAUAUAUAACUGUUGCAAGGGAACACCUAGCCGUACAUUUGGUUCUGAAACUGACUGCUCCACUGCUUCAUGCAGUUCAUGCGGUGAUUCACUUUCACCCAACGCUAACGUAAUUAAGGAGGAAGAAGACUACGAAUAUUCUGUAAACACUCAGCUUGAACCUGAUGACCAAGAAUUUAAUGAAUAUUCUGAAACUCCCUCUAAGUUUCUCAAAUCUCCAGAAUCUAACAUCUUUAAUACUGUUAAUGCCACUCUCAGUGGAGAUAACAAUGGGCUUGAUGUGGAGAAUCAGGAUUUAAAGCGUGGUUUAGAGGAGUUCAAAACCAAGAGCCCUAGCUUACCACUGGCCUUUGUGAAUGAAGAUAUCAUUGCGUAUGACUCAUUUGAGGGCGUCACACAUUUUUACAGUUUUGACAUUGCAAUGGAACGCGCUCUGAUUAGUAAUAUGGUUUACCAGUUCAAGAAUACGAGCACUGCGUACGUGUUUGCCUCUUUCAUCUCGGAUUUGUUGACCACAUUUGACCUCACAGGGUGCUUUUUGGCUGCAAAGAUACCUUGCAGAAUGGCCGGCAGCGGCGAAGGCAAAACGUGCUACGUUUACGUCAAAAACGACUGGAAGGACAUUAAAAAACGAGCCGACUCUAAACUUCUAAAGCUGUUCCAGUCAAAAGCACCAAAGUUCAACAGUGUCGAAAAGUUUAAUGUAAACAACUAUGAUGAGCCUUACAGUAGCCUGGACAUGAUAAAGCUGUCGAAGAUGUCGUUGUAUUACCAAUACAAGUGGUACCUAAAACGACUCGGGAAAUUCUACAAGCCUUUCACCACAAGGUCACACUCCAGCGCCAUUAACGUCAGAGAGAAGUUGUCCACAGAGCGCGACCUUUUAAUUGAACAAAUCGCACAUUCAAACUCACAGGAGCCUAGGAACCGAUUAAAAGAACAUAUUCAAAGGAAUUUCAAAAUCACUUCAACUUUCCCUUAA
Messenger RNA from Theileria annulata, 1557 nucleotides. RefSeq lists its product as uncharacterized. The coding region runs from base 1 to 1557 and encodes 518 amino acids. Lineage: Eukaryota; Apicomplexa; Aconoidasida; Piroplasmida; Theileriidae. The record is from RefSeq and is a predicted model, not a curated record. The transcript has a single exon.